Nicotiana tabacum (common tobacco) is the source of this 720-nucleotide messenger RNA. RefSeq names its product early nodulin-like protein 9. Gene Ontology annotation, cellular component: plasma membrane. NCBI's taxonomy places the organism in Eukaryota, Viridiplantae, Streptophyta, Magnoliopsida, Solanales, Solanaceae. Gene Ontology annotation, molecular function: electron transfer activity. The record is from RefSeq and is a predicted model, not a curated record.
UCCAUUCCAUCAUCCAAAUAGUUUCCCAACUAUCCAACAUUAAGGUUCUAACACACCUUGACUUAAUUCCAAAUGGCUCAAACAAGUUCAAGAUCGUACAUAAAAAGCAUUUAUAUUUUGGGGUUGCUUUGUCUUUUGCUAUUGAUCCAAAAUGGCGAUGCCUAUGAGUUCAAAGUUGGAGGUUCUGGAGAUUGGAGUGUCCCUUUGGAUCCCAAUGCUAACGAUUACAACCAGUGGGCUGAGAGGAGUCGAUACCAAAUUGGUGAUACUCUAUUGUUUGUCUACCCGGCUGAUAAGGAUUCAGUUCUUCUUGUAACCAAGGAAGACUAUGCAAAUUGCAGCACAACAGCUCCACUUGAAAAAUACAGUGAUGGGCAUAGUAUUUUCAAUCUUACCCACUCUGGACCUUUCUACUUCAUCAGUGGAGUUCACGACAACUGUGUCAAGAAUGAAAAGUUCCAAGUGGUGGUCAUGGCCGAUAGAAGCAUCAACAAUCAAACAGUCACAUCACCUUCAUCUUCACCUUCACCAUCAACAGCAGAGGUUCCUCCAGCUCCAGCUCCUUCCGAUGAAGGCGCCACAUCUCCACCAACUGGUUCAGUAGACAUCAAUCCAUCACCAACACCUUCUCAAGAAUCUUCUCCUCCAAAGAAUAGUGCUUGUUCAAUUGUCAUGAGUUUUGUUGGAUCAGUUGGAGCCUUUAUUGGUUCUUCCAUUCUU